This is a messenger RNA of Bufo bufo (common toad), 1922 nucleotides long. RefSeq names its product E3 ubiquitin/ISG15 ligase TRIM25-like. Gene Ontology annotation, molecular function: zinc ion binding; protein binding. The record is from RefSeq and is a predicted model, not a curated record. NCBI's taxonomy places the organism in Eukaryota, Metazoa, Chordata, Amphibia, Anura, Bufonidae.
CAUUUCCUGCUGACUACGAUGGCGUCUGUAGAUCUGAGGGACGAGCUGAUCUGCUCCAUCUGCCUGAACAUCUACACAGAUCCCGUCACCCUGAGCUGCGGACACAACUUCUGCCGGGGGUGCAUCAAUGGUGUGCUGGAUAUACAAGGGAAUCCUGAAGGAUACAGCUGUCCUGACUGCAGAGCAAGAUUCACGGGACGCCCUGUCCUGCAGGGGAACGUUACUCUGCGUAACAUAGCAGAGAGAUUCCAGUCUGCUGAGCCAGAAGGGAACAGUGGAGUCCUCUGUGGGUACUGCAUUCAUACUCCAGUCUCUGCUGUUAAGUGCUGUCUGCAUUGUGAAGCUUCUCUGUGUCCUGACCACCUCAAAGUCCACAGCAAGUCUCCAGAACACGUCCUCUGUGAACCCGGCAUAGCUCUGAACACCAGGAAAUGUGUCAUCCACAAGAAGAUCCUGGAAUAUUAUUGCUCCGAGGACUCAACGCUUAUAUGUGUGUCCUGCAGACUGCAAGGGGGGCAUGGAGGACACCAGGUGGAGUCACUUGAUAAAGCCUCCGAAAAGAAGAGGAGUCAACUGUUCAAAAUUUUGCAACAACUGGAAUCGAAGAUAUCAGAGGUGGAGAAAAAUUUAGAUCUGGAGGAACGCAAGAGAAACAUCCACUAUAAAGCAACUCGCACAACAAAGGACAUAUCCGCCAUCUUUGGAGACAUAAGGAGACAGCUAGAAGAUCUGGAGAAGAGAGUCCUGAUGGAGGUCUCCAGGCAGGAAGUGCAAGCAUCGCUGACUGCCUAUGAUCUGAUCCGACAGUUGGAGAUGAAGAAAGACGGGAUAUCUGCGUCGAUGCGGCAUACUGAAGCGCUUUGUCACAUGACCGAUCCAGUAGCUGUCCUACAAGACCACGGUCCCAAGGUUCACUCCGACGUGACAUCUGAGAAAGGUCAGACCGCGAAAAGGAUGAGGGAAGAUGGAAAUGUGGCAGAUGAUCUGUGUAUGGAUCCAAUCUCGAAUGCAUUACACGCCCUAAAUGAUAUUGUGAGAGGCGUGCGGAGGGGCAUUUAUAUGCCGCCUCCAACAGACAUCAUCCUGGACGAGGACACUGCUGGCAAUUAUAUAAAUAUAUCAGACGACCUGAAAGGGGCAGCCUACUCCGAACGCAAAAAUGAUCUCCCCAAAACUCCCGGGAGGUUCAAGUGUAAUCAGAUCUUGAGUAGGCAGAGUUUUUCUUCGGGGGUACAUUACUGGGAUAUGGAGGGUAGCGGAUCAGGGAUGUGGAGGGUUGGUGUAUGUUACCCCAGCAUAGACAGGGCUCACACCAACUCAGUCAUUGGCAGUAACGACCGGUCCUGGGCUCUGGAAUAUUUCAUUAGCGAAUAUUCAGCCAUACAUGAUAGUGAAGAAGUCAGCGUCUCCCAAGACACAUCAUGCCAACGGCUGAGGAUAUGGCUGGAUUAUGAGGCCGGGCAGUUAUCCUUUUACGAGCUCAGUGACCCCAUCAAACACCUCAACACCUUCUCCGCCAUCUUUACCGAGCCCCUCCAUGCUGCAUUCUGGGUGGGGUGGGAUAUGGUCCAUAAAGACAGCUGGGUGAAGAUCGAGGAUUGUGGGAAGUAAUACUAGUGGAGCUGUCUUGUGGUUCCUUUCUACAGGCCUGAUGAAGGGGGCAGAGGUCCUGAGUGAGUUACCCUAUUGCAAAAUGACCAGAGUGGACAACCCAUUUAAGUUUCUCCAAAUCGUCAAUAUGAGAUGUAUUCAGACUGCCAUCUUGUGGCAGAACAGACAAGGUUUUACAAUUAUUGGGGUGUGGGGGUAACACGUAAAAAUGUUAGGAAAAACAUUCCAGUUCAGUGAUGCCCUCUUAUAAUCCGCACAUGCAUAGUGCACUUUUAGGGACGAUGGGUGACCCCUAUAUUUUCGACAAGCCU